Molecule: messenger RNA, 1391 nt
Organism: Larimichthys crocea (large yellow croaker)
Lineage: Eukaryota; Metazoa; Chordata; Actinopteri; Sciaenidae
Product: laminin subunit alpha-3-like
Exons: 8
Coding region: 1-1200 (399 amino acids)
Biological process (GO): cell adhesion
Source: RefSeq, a predicted model, not a curated record
AUGCAAAAACAUCGUGUGGACAAGCAAAAAGAAAAAAGAGACUCUCUGAGGACGGACAUCUCAGCCUUCAGCCGUGACAUCGAGCAGAUCAGAAGAGAUGAAACACAGGUCCUGAUAGAGUCUGCGAAGUCAGCCGCCUCUGCCUCGAACUCCACAGUCAGUAACAUAACAGAGAGGCUGAGCAACAUCAGCCGGGAAGUGGACAGAAUAACUUUAACCAACGUCAGCGUGAACAUGUUGAUCGAUGCAAACCGAGCAGUGGAGAACCUGGCGGCGGCUCUUCCUGCGCUGAAAGACAAAAUCACUCGAGUUGAGGCCCUCAGUGGCACCAAACCAGGAGGCGACUUGACAGACGUCAUCUGGAUGAUCAAGGAUUUGAUAGAGGAAGCAAGAACCUACGUGAACAGAGUUCCAGUUGCCACUAUUUUCAACGGAAAAGGUCACGUGGAGCUUCGUCCUCCGAGAAACCUCGAAGACAUAAAAGCAUUUUCGGUGAUUGAACUGUUUCUCAAUCGCCAUCGAAACAAUCGCCCAAAGGCCGACAACAGACGUAAGAGACGCCAGGACAAACGCAGAGAUGGCAACUUCUUUGUUUUCUACCUGGGCAACAGGAAUGCCUCUGGAGACUACAUUGGGAUGGCUAUCAGAAACAAUGUGCUGAUUUGUGUCUACAAGUUGGGUGGAGUUGUCCAUGAAGUGAAAACCAGCCCAAUCACAACGACUACCAACGUGAACUCCACAAACAUUGACACGGUUCACUUUUCCAGAGUUUACCAAGAUGCUCGAGUUGACAUCAUCAGAUCAGACGCCCCCUUCGUGAAACAACUUCUUUCAAACUCCAGCUACAACGUCCUCGAACUGGAUCCAGACAGCGUUGUUUUCUACGUGGGUGGCUAUCCGAAGAACUUCACGCCUCCAGUGGAGCUGCGUUACAACAAAUACAGAGGAGCGAUGCAAAUGACCAGCGUGAACGGAGAUCCUGUUUGUCUGUUCAACUUCAAGCGUGCUGAAAACAUGAAUCCAAAGCAGCCGUCCGUGAUGGUGCCUCGUGGUUUGGAGGCGUCUGAUUAUUAUGAUGGGACGGGUUACCGCAUGGCGUUCACGAAAGAGCCGCACGAGAUCAGGAGACGACUGUACAAGUUUGAUGUGAAGAGCCGAGAGCCAAACGCUUUGUUGUUCUACAUUGGAACAGAAGUAUGAUUGCAGUCAAACACUUACUGAUGACUUUGAGCACCACAAAUGGGAAACUGCACGUCUACAUGGUGGAUGUGUUUGUGUUUUAUCUGUUGCAGGAGACUUUCUUCUGUGUGUCUGUGGAGAGAGGAUUCCUGGUGCUUCAAGGACAACAAGCAGGUCGAAAGAUCAGACUUCAGAGUCCUGACAAAGUGUCU